Paramuricea clavata is the source of this 596-nucleotide messenger RNA. Lineage: Eukaryota; Metazoa; Cnidaria; Anthozoa; Malacalcyonacea; Plexauridae. The record is from the annotation of a GenBank genome assembly.
AUGUCGCGUGCUCCGCUUAUGUAUCAAGUUUUUGCUUUAGUACUUUUGAGUUUCUGCAUUUAUAAGAAACAAUUUAUACAAUCAGAUGGCAUAAGUAUUACUAUACUUGAAGAAGAUGAAGGGAUGGUGAAGGAGAACUACAUAUUUUCGACAAUUUGGAGUUACAAUCGAAGCAGUGAGUGUUUUGUUUAUCAAUCAACAAGAAGAAGUAUGUAUGUGCUUUUGUUGUUAAUAUGUGGUGAUAUUGAGGCAUGUCCAGGACCGUUAAAUGCUCAAUUACAUGACUUUAUUCAACUCAGAGGAAUAAAAAAUUUUCACCAAAAUGUUUGCGGAUUGUUCACUAAGUUUCAUAGUCUGGAAGAAUUGUUUGACCGGCAUGAAAAUAUCGACAUUUUAGCGCUUUCGGCAACGCAUAUAGUUAAUGGACAGUUUAAUGAUAAUGAAGACCUGUACAAAAUCCCUGGAUAUAUGUUGGUGAAGAGUAAUCGGAAAGUUGGAAAAGGUGGGGGUGUAGCUAUAUAUAUAUUAAGGAAUGCAUUGAGUGGAGAAGAAGGCAAGAUCUUGAGAAUGAUAGCGUCGAAAGCAUGUGGAUUGAA